Aureobasidium pullulans EXF-150 is the source of this 2655-nucleotide messenger RNA. RefSeq lists its product as uncharacterized. Gene Ontology annotation, cellular component: site of polarized growth; plasma membrane; actin filament. Bases 72 to 2516 code for a protein of 814 amino acids. The transcript is spliced from 4 exons. Gene Ontology annotation, molecular function: actin filament binding. Gene Ontology annotation, biological process: regulation of actin filament polymerization. The record is from RefSeq and is a predicted model, not a curated record. Lineage: Eukaryota; Fungi; Ascomycota; Dothideomycetes; Dothideales; Saccotheciaceae.
CAAGUCUCUCACUUUCUGCGCUUUGAAUCGAUUCAUUCUGCUCUCGACAUAUCACUAGCACAUACGCCAUCAUGGCAUCUCUCAACCUGUCAACCAAUGGUCCCUCGAUCAAGAGGAGCUACCAAUCCAUCGUAGACGGGCCAGCGCCGUCAGCUCCCUCGUCGACUUAUGCUCAAUGGGCCGUAUACUCGGUCCAGGCUCCUCUCACAAGCGCCUUCCAGACAGACUCGAGCAAGGAGAGUGUACUGAAGGUCCAGACUACCGGAGAGGGCGAGCUGGAUGAGCUCCUCGAAGAGUUCUCGGACGGUCGCAUUCAAUUCGCCUUUGCCAAGCUCAAGGAUCCCAACUCUGGCCUGCCCAAGUCGGUCCUGAUCUCAUGGUGCGGUGAGGGUGUUCCCGAGAGGACAAAGGGCUACUUCAACACUCACCGCGCCGCUGUAUCCAAGCUGCUCCACGGCUACCACGUCGAAAUCACAGCACGCUCCGAGAGCCAUCUCAGCCCCGAAGGCAUCAUCGAGAAGGUCGCCAACGCAUCCGGCGCCAAGUACGGCGGCGGCCCUUCGACUUCCGACUCGAGUUCGCGCGCGCCUCCCCCACCUGCUGCCACCAAGCCCGUCUUUAUGCCCACGCGCACCGGCGGCUCCCUUCUCGCUUCGCGACCAAAGCCUGCAGCUCCCACAAAUACUGACAACGAUGGUUGGGGCGAGGACGCGCCUCAACUGUCGCGCAACACGCUACAAAAGGUGGAAUCCGCAUACAAGCCUACAAAGGUCAACAUGGCCGAACUCACCAGCCAGAAGCAACAGCCUUCGCGCUUCCAGCCUGCUCCGAGAGAGGAAUCCGGUAGUGACGUUGUCAAGGGCGGCUACCAACCAAUCGGCAAAGUCGACAUCAACGCCAUCCGUAGCCAGGCAAGGGAACAAAAAGAUGACAGACCCACUAUUGUCAAGGGAGCUUACGAGCCCGUUGGAAAAGUCGACAUUGCUGCCAUUCGCGCAAAGGCUCAAGGUGCUCCAUCGCCCGCUCCUACUCCCGUGAGUCAGACCCGUACCGGUGACGAUGAAGAUGAGGCACCCAAGUCUCUGGCAGACCGCUCAGCUGCUUUCAGCCAGUCUGGCCGUUUGAGUGAGAUGCCCAAGCCCAAGGUCGCCAACCGUUUCGGCUCUUCCACAAGCUCGUUCGCUGGUACCAAGGCUCCCACUCCUGUAGGCUUCGGUGUCCCGCCACCAGCUGCUUCUGCGCCCAUCGGUGCAGCCAGUAAGAACUUUGCUAGCACAGAUGGCAAGUCUCCUGCUCAACUGUGGGCCGAGAAGAAGGCUCGUGAGCGCGGUCUUAGUGGUGCAGGCGAAACCGCUCCUCCUCCACCAGCUGCUGCCGCUUCGCCUAUUCAAAAGCAAACUAGUGGUGCAUGGCAGAGUGGCUACACUGGCAAGUCUUGGGCUCCCGUCACGACCGAUCGCACCGGUACUAGCAACAUCAGCGCUCAGAAGACGGGACAGAGCGACGUCAGAUCUCCGGAGCGUGAGACUGAACCCGAGCUCCCAUCUGGUGGUGUCAGCGCUCUCAAGGACCGUUUCAAGAACGCUGCUCCUAUGGGUGCUUCCAACGUUGGUGACGAUGACUCUCCCGCACCUCCUAUGCCUCCUCCGAUGGACUUCUCUAGCAAGCCCAACGCCGGUCCUGCCAGCCGUGCAAUUCCUCCUCCUCCCCAGCGUCAAGAGGAAGAAGACGAAAGACCCGAGGAGGAACACAUCAGCCUUCCCCCUCCUCCCACUCAACACCGUAGCCCCACUCCUUCACCUCCCAGCUCUCCUAUCCGUGUCGCUAUGCCCGUUGCUCGUAGCGCACCUGUAGAACCUAUGGAGGCUCCGGAAGAGCGCUUUUCACCUCCUCCCAUGCCAACAUCAUCCCUCUCAAAUGCCGCCUCGGCUGCUGCAUCACACAUGCGCGAUGAGCCUGAAGAUGACCACGAAGAUCAUGCACGUGCUGCUGCCGAGGAAGCUUCCGCCACUACCUUCGGUGCCGACGCUGCUGCUAAUGCCAACCCUGGCGCUGGUGUCGCUGGUAAGCGCGCUCUUGUCCAAUACGACUAUGAAAAGGCCGAGGACAACGAGAUUGAGCUCCGCGAAGGCGAGUAUGUCGAGAACAUUGAGAUGGUCGACGAGGAUUGGUGGAUGGGUCAGAACUCGCAGGGCGAGACUGGUUUGUUCCCAUCAAACUAUGUCGAGAUUGUGGAGGAUGACGAUGCCGCUGCUGGAGGUGCUGCUGCCCCGCCACCUCCUGCUCCUGCUCGUGAUGAGCCUGCUGCAGCUCCCGCUCCUUCUGCCUCCGCAGCCGCUGGCGGUCAAACCGCCACUGCACAAUACGACUACGAUGCCGCAGAGGACAACGAGUUGAGCUUCCCCGACGGCGCGAAGAUCACCGAUGUGGAAUUCCCCGACGAGGACUGGUGGUUUGGACAUUACAACGGCCAACAAGGUCUUUUCCCUGCCAACUACGUCGAGCUGGACCAGUAGAUUUGCGAGCGCGUGUUGUUGUCACCGUCGCGUACUAUUACGAGAAGACGGUCGUCGGUAUGGUAGACAUAAGCGCUGCGAAGUAUCUUCUUCUUUGUCUUGCAAAAAAAAGAAAUACGACAGAUUUUUUUUCCCAUCC